GCUGCCGCCCCGUUCUCGGCUUUUUAUUUUCUCCUCUCACCGGGGAUCGUAUCCUUGGAGCCGGCACGGUGUGGCUGCCGCUACCAGCUCUUCGUGCGCCGCCUAGGAAGGGGAACGACGCGACCUCCCCAACAUGGCCGCCCUCUCUUUCCGCCUCCCGCGAUGGCGGCGGCGCGCAGGCGGGGCGUGUCCCUUCCCAAGGUGGCGGCGGCGCCGAGGGGGCGAUGGCGGCGGAGGAGCCGCGCAGCCUGUUCGCGCUGAGCGCGGCCGCGGUGAGCCGCAGCAUGGGCGCCCUGGAGCGGGACGUCUGGGCGCUGCCCGGGCACCUCCUGCGGGGGCUCUUGCCGCUCCUGAGCGUCUUCCACCUGGAGCGGGCCGAGGCCGCCGCCCGUAGAGCAGGCCUCUCAACACAGCCCGUGUGGCGCCAGCUGUGGGACGAUGUGAUGAAGACCAGGCCGCCCAACGCAAAGAAUAUAACCUGUUGGAGGAAGAAGUUCCUUGAAACAUUCUUCUCGAAUGUUCUUCACGGUGUCUUGGAUGUUUCCUCUGACCGGCGUCUCAGCGACCCUCACUUUUCACCGCUGCUCCACAGCUCCCCGCACGUUUCCCAGCUGACCCUCUGCAACACGCUGCAGGGUGCGCUGGAGCUCGCUGCUGAGCACAACCAGAAAGUGCUGGAAAACCUGGCCGUCUCCCUGCGGACCCUCAAGUUCCAGCACCUCCUCUCCUCCGACCAGUCGGUCAGGCGUUCGCUGGUUUUGCUUCUCCACCGGCUGAUUCACCACGGCUCUGUCAACCAGGUGUCCAUGUAUUCGUGGCCUGUUCCUGACACGGUUCUUCUCGUCCUCAUUUUGAGCAUGAGCGCUGGGUUUUGCCGCCUGGGAAAUGCCAUCACCUAUCGCAGCAGCCCGUGUGGCCUUUGCAGAGAGGAGGAGAAAGCCCGAAGCCAGGAGUCACCACACGAGCGAGCAGAGCGGGGCUGUUGCGAUGAGGGGGAGAGGAGUGAUGGCAAGAACAAGGAGGCCCCGGCGGAGGCUGACACGGAGGUGAAUGGAUGCCAGGCUGACGGUGGCCUCAACUCUGUCCUCUCCGGACCAACAAGUCCUCUGCAGAACCCAGUGAGCGAGGAGUCAAGCAGCAAGGUGCCCUGUGACCCCACCAGCGUUCAGGGAGGGUCUUCUCUUUGCAUUUUGGACCAGCUGUCCUGUCAGCGUGUUCUUCGAAAGAAACGUAGACGGCUGAAACCUGCAGUAGGGAAGAAACGUCGCUGCCUCAGGCAAAGCAGGGGACCACAAGCUGACCCAGAAGACCUGUAUGAUUUUGUUUUUACUGUUGCUAGAGAGGAUAAUUCAGGGUUAUUUGACAAAAACAGCACCACAGAGGGAGAAAACACUGAGAGCUGGACUAGUUUGUCCACAGGAUCUCUGUGCGCUGGCCAUGCUGGCUGUAAGAAAAGAGGAGGAUCUGCUGGGAUCUUUUCUCUGAAAGCUGCUAAGUGCUUCCGAAGCGUGUCCACGCUGGAAUUGUUCUCCAUUCCUUUGACAGGGGAGACAUGGCGGACUCUGAGUAACCUCCUGAGCUCCUGGGUGUCUCUGGAAAACCUGGUUCUGUGUUACAACGGCCUGGAUGCAAACAUCUCCUGCAUCCUCUCCGCGCUCCGGGCCCUCUCCCGCCACUCGGACUGCCAGCUCCGCGUGCUGUGCCUCAGCGACGUGUCCUCCCACCUGCCCUGCGUGGAACUUGUUCGCUGCAUCCUGAGCGCCUUUCCCCGGCUCCACACGCUCUCAGUCAGCUUCGACCUCAAAACCCAGCUGGAGGGGAAGAGGCCAGAGGGGAAUCCAAGCUGCAGCGAGGCAGAAAUCCCAGAGAGCUGUCUGGAGCAGCUGGAGAUCAGAUUCCCCAGGGAACCUCUGCACACCACGUUCCUGCUGCCAGUGCUCAAGGCGUCCAAGUCUCUCCAGCAGCUGUCCCUCGAGAGCGCCACGUUGCCUGGUCCUCAGGAGCUUGGGCUCCUUUUGGAGGCUCUCAGAGAGUGUAAUCCACGUUUGAAGAAAAUGGGCUUUUAUGAUGUGAACCUGGCUCAACACCAGAAAGAAGUUCUGCUUUUGCUUCAGGAUCCUGUCCUGCAAGAAAUCACAUUUUCUUUCUGCCGGCUCUUUGAAAGCUCUACUGCUGAGUUUUUGUCAGAAAUAAUCAAUGCAGUGAAAAGAAAUUCAUCUUUGAAGAGCCUCAGACUGCCUGGGAACCGCCUUGGGAAUGACAGGCUGGUUGCCCUCGCAGGCAUUUUCUCUGAAGAUUCCUCCUCUUCCCUUUGCCGGCUGGAUGUCAGCUCAAAUUGCAUCAAACCCGAUGGGCUCCUGGAGUUCACAAAGAAGCUAGAAGAUCAUAUCCAGCAGAGAGGGGGACAGAUUCAAUUCACACACCUCUGUCUCUUCCAAAAUUGGCUGGACCAGGAUGCUGAAACAGCUCAAGAAGCUCUUCGGCGUCUCAAAGCCGUGUGCACUGUGGUGAGCGACUCGUGGGACUCGUCCCAGGCCUUUGCUGACUAUGUCAGUGUCAUGUGAUGGAUGCGGGAGUGGGAGAAAACCCAUCGGCUUAAACCUCAGCAGUUCAGUCCCUGGCCAGUAAGAUUUAGUUCAUAGCACCUGGUUCAAGCAGGGUACAGCUGUUCUUGUCACUUUGCUAUUCCUAUGAAGAGGUCCCAAAGUGAAGUGACACGCAGGACCAUGUGAGUCAACAGCUGUAUUUCCAGGUGAUUUAACUCAAAAUAUUCAAAGAAAGAAGAUGGUAAAAUAGGACAGAUAUCAAAUGAGCUUCUAUAACUUCCUGCGGAUCUAAGGCAAGCAGUUAUUUAUUUCACUGGGGGUGUUAGAAAUUCCAUGUUGUUUCAGCCAAUAUCAAUAAUUAUCUUCAUUGGUGGAGAGACUCAAAAACCAGCUCUAGGUUACCUUGCUUUUGAGCAGGGGCACUGGACAAUACAACCUUGAGGUCCCUUCCAAACUUCAACCGUUCUGUGAUCUGUGAAAUCAGAACUCCUCCUGCCACUUAAAGGGAGUAGAAAACAAGCUAAAAAAAUCCCCAGCCUUGACCUUUUGCAUUUGGAAAAAUUUGACUUUUUAAAUUAUGUCCCAAGGAACCUGUUGUUUAUUUGCAAUCAUGUUGCCCCCUCCCCUAUCUCCAGUAAUUUUACAGAGGUUUUGAAUAGUUUAUUCUUUUAGUAACACUUUUUAUAAUAAAAAUAGAAUUAAGACCCAUAA
This is a messenger RNA of Columba livia (rock pigeon), 3257 nucleotides long. It is a transcript of the gene LRRC41, whose product is annotated as leucine rich repeat containing 41. Bases 225 to 2564 code for a protein of 779 amino acids. Lineage: Eukaryota; Metazoa; Chordata; Aves; Columbiformes; Columbidae. Gene Ontology annotation, cellular component: nucleus; cytoplasm. The transcript is spliced from 10 exons. The record is from RefSeq and is a predicted model, not a curated record.